ACUUUACCACUGCUAGUUAUUCAAAAUGGAGAUAUUCUAUUUGUCUCUCGUAUUCAUUACAAUUUUAUUCGAUAAAACGGAAUCGGGUCAUUCAAAAUCUAAAUCACUUCUGAUUCUCUCUGAUCUUUCCAAUGAACAGGACAGAGAAUUCUUUAAGAAAACGUAUCCAUGGAUUGCUGAAAACAUCGGUGAUUAUAUAGAUGUCGCUUUGUUUUUCAAUAAUUGCGAUGAAGACACUGAUAUAAAGUACUGUGUACUGCAACAACUAGAUACAAGAAGUCAGGCAGAUUACCUUCGAUGUGAAGCAGAAGACAGAUCCACCGACUGCGCAGAUGGAUUCGAUUUAAAUAAACAUAAAUUCAAAAAAUGUAUGAAAAAAGUAGGCAAAAUCGAAAGAGAGGCUGAAAGAGCAUUUGCCCAUUACCAUCCAACAAGGACACCGUUCAUCGUAUUGCCAAGUGGUAAAGUUUGUGAUCUCUAUCCAAAAACGCUUUUAGAAUGUAUUUGCAAUGCAUUGUUUAAGAAAAGAAUGCCACGGGGUUGCAAGAAUCCUUCUCCAGAACCUUUUACUACAACCCCCAAACCAACAACAACCACAACAACAACUCCUAAGACUACUACGACGGAAAUACCAACUACAACAGAAAAACCAACUACAACAGAGAAACCUACAACAACAGAGAAACCCACAACAACAGAGAAACCUACUACAACAGAAAAAUCUACUACAACAGAUAAAUCUACAUCAACGGAAAAAUCUACUACAACAGAAACACCUACCACAACAGAAAAGCUUAUUACUACAGAAAAGCCUUCUACUACAGAAAAACCAACUACUACAGAAAAGCCUACUACAACACAGAAACCGUCAACAACAGAAAAACCAACAACGACGGAUAAGCCAACAACUUCCAAACAAACUACAACAGAAAAGGCGACAACAACAUUAGAGCCUUCUACUACUAAAAAACCUACUAAAUCUUCAAAGUCAUCAACGACCAAAACUCCGUCCACUCAAAAGCAAUCUAAAAAAGCCAAGCCAAAAAGAAAGAAAGGUAAAACAACAGCCAAGCCUAUAGCAGAUAACUAAACAAAUCAUCGAAGUUCAGUCUACAAUUUGCAGCAAAAUCUGAGUAAAUAAAGAGAAAAGCUUCAAUG
Colias croceus (clouded yellow) is the source of this 1158-nucleotide messenger RNA. RefSeq names its product melanoma-associated antigen E1-like. The record is from RefSeq and is a predicted model, not a curated record. The transcript has a single exon. NCBI's taxonomy places the organism in Eukaryota, Metazoa, Arthropoda, Insecta, Lepidoptera, Pieridae. The coding region runs from base 26 to 1090 and encodes 354 amino acids.